Messenger RNA from Musca vetustissima, 798 nucleotides. RefSeq names its product development-specific 25 kDa protein (gene Fbp2). Gene Ontology annotation, cellular component: cytoplasm. The record is from RefSeq and is a predicted model, not a curated record. The transcript is spliced from 4 exons. The coding region runs from base 19 to 798 and encodes 259 amino acids. Gene Ontology annotation, molecular function: alcohol dehydrogenase (NAD+) activity. Lineage: Eukaryota; Metazoa; Arthropoda; Insecta; Diptera; Muscidae.
UCUCGAAGAAAAUUCCAAAUGUUCGAUUGGUCUGGUAAGAGUGUUGUAUAUGUUGGUGCCUUCAGUGGCAUUGGCUUUCAAGUGUGCCAAAUUUUAAUGCGGAAACCAUUGAAGAAUAUGGUUGUUUGCAGUCGCAUGGAAAAUGUGGAAAUGCUGAAGAAACUUCAAGCCAUAAAUACAGACAUACGGGUUUCUUUCGUCCAAAUGAAUCUUACGGAUAAUUCAAGCAUCCAACAUGCUGUCAAUAGCAUUGCCCCAAUAGUUGGACAUGUUGAUGUUCUAAUCAAUGGAGUUGGUGUUUUGGCUGACAAGGACGUUGAGACGACAAUUAACGUUAAUUUGACUGGCUUGAUCAAUACGACACUCAUGAUGAUGCCUUGGAUGGAUAAAACUCAACAUGGCCGAGGUGGUAUGGUAGUGAAUAUUGCUUCGGUUUAUGGACUAGAGCCCGGACCAGCUUUUAGUGUUUACUCAGCCGCGAAGCAUGGAGUGGUCGGAUUUACUAAAUCAAUGGCUGACGAACAUUUAUACUCCAAGACAGGCGUGGCUUUUAUCUGCAUUUGUCCUGGUAUGACUUCAACGGAAUUAAUGAUGAAUAAGCGUGACAUGAACUGGAUGAAAUGGGUGCCGCAUACGGACACCAUUUGGAAUACUGUUGUGGAUGCUAAAAUGCAAACUCCUGAAGAUUGUGCAGUAAACAUGGUAAAUGCAAUGGAGCAAGGGAAAAAUGCAGGCAUGUACAUUUGCAGUAUGGGUGGAGUUAAAGAAGUUGUACCACCUGUUCAUUGGAAAAUGUAA